Molecule: messenger RNA, 1038 nt
Organism: Cordyceps militaris CM01
Lineage: Eukaryota; Fungi; Ascomycota; Sordariomycetes; Hypocreales; Cordycipitaceae
Product: nucleolar protein NopA
Exons: 5
Coding region: 1-1038 (345 amino acids)
Biological process (GO): box C/D sno(s)RNA 3'-end processing; rRNA methylation
Cellular component (GO): small-subunit processome; box C/D methylation guide snoRNP complex; nucleolus
Molecular function (GO): RNA binding; histone H2AQ104 methyltransferase activity; rRNA methyltransferase activity
Source: RefSeq, a predicted model, not a curated record
AUGGCUCCUUUUGUUAGCCGUGGUGGUCCUCGCGGUGGUGGUCGCGGCGGCGGUCCCCCUCGUGGUGGUAGCCGUGGAGGCUUCGGCGGUGGUGGCUUCGGCGGUGGUGGUCGCGGCGGUGCUCCUGGUGGCCGUGGUGGUUUCGGCGGUGGUCGAGGUGGUGGCCGCGGUGGUGCCCGUGGAAGCUUCGGCGGUGGUGGUCGCGGCGGUCCCCCCGGUGGUCGUGGCGGUCGCGGUGGUCGUGGCGGUGCCCGUGGUGGUGCUGGUGGCAUGAAGGGCGGUUCCAAGGUCAUCGUUUCGAGUGAGGCUGUCGCAGAACCCCAUCGUCACCCCGGUGUCUUUGUCGUUCGUGGCGGCAAGGAAGAUGGUAUUGCUACCCGCAACCUGACCCCCGGCGAGUCUGUCUAUGGCGAGAAGCGCAUCUCGGUCGACGAGUCUGUUCAGAACGACGACGGUACCACCACAACCACCAAGGUUGAGUACCGCAUGUGGAACCCAUUCCGCAGUAAGCUGUGUGCUGCCAUCGCUGGCGGUGCCGACGACAUCUACAUGAAGCCCGGCUCCCGUGUGCUCUACAUUGGUGGUGCUUCCGGUACCUCGGUCUCCCACGUCGCCGAUGUCGUUGGCCCUACCGGUUACGUCUAUGCCGUCGAGUUCUCCUCCCGUUCUGGCCGCGAUCUCAUUGCCAUGGCCUCCAAGCGCCCCAACGUCGUUCCCAUUGUCGAGGAUGCCCGCCAGCCCGCUCGUUACCGCAUGAUCGUCCCCAUGGUGGACGUCAUCUUCGCCGAUGUUGCGCAGCCUGAUCAGGCCCGUAUCGUUGCCAUGAAUGCCAACUGGUUCCUCAAGGUUGGUGGUGGUGUUCUUAUCUCCAUCAAGGCCAACUGUAUCGAUUCCACUGCCCCCGCCGCUGAGGUUUUCGCCGCUGAGGUCCAGAAGAUGCGCGCAGAGGCCAUCAAGCCCAAGUUCCAGCUCACUCUCGAACCUUUCGAGCGUGACCACUGCCUGGUUGCCGGCGAGUAUACCCGUGUCAAGAACUAA